GUGAUGAGGUGCGCACUCAGCGCGCCACUCUGCCCGCGCGGACACUGCAGUGUAGGUUACCGUGCCAUCGCUGCUGCGGCUGCUCGCUCCCGACACCACGUCCCGCUGCAGACUUCCCGGGUCCGGGUAGAACAGGGAAGCGCUGAAAGCCAUGGCCGAGUCCAACCCUCUGCGGGGCUUCCCCCGUCUGCGCCGGGCCGCGACCUCAUUUCCAGGAAAUCUGCAUUUGGUCUUGGUGCUCCACCCCUCCGGCUUGUUAAGCUCUGCCCCCAGUCCGUCUUCCAGCACUGACCUGGGCUUCCGCUUCAGCCAGGAUGACUUCCUGUUAAAGAUGCCGGUGGUGAUGCUGCGCUCAGUUGGUGACCUGCUGCGCUACAUCGACGAAAACCACCUGACAUCAGACUUCACUGCAAAAGUGGAGUACUGCCAAAGUGACUGGAUCGUCCUCCGCACGGCUAUUGAGACCUUUGCGGUGACAGUGAAGGAGAUCGCACAGCUGCUGCAAGGCUUUGGAUCAGAGCUAUCUGAGACCGAACUUCCGGAUGAAGCUAGUGCCAUCGAGUUCCUGCUGCACUCACACACACACCGAUACCGACAGAUGAAGGACGACAUCCGGAGUGUGCUGAAAGAAGGACGGCUGCUGCUGUCGAACCUGGAGACUGUCAAGGCCUCUAAGAGAGAUGUAGAGGAGGAGAGGGAACUAAAAUCAGACAUGGACACUGUUCAGAGGCUCCUGACUCAGCUCAGAGACAUGGAGGAGGCAUUUGAUGGCUUCUUUGAGAAACACCACCUGAAGAUGCAGCAGUACCACCAGCUGCUGCAUUAUGAAAUGAGUUUCCAGCAGAUGGAGGAGGUACUGGAGAGGAUCACUAACCAGGAGAUGGACAUUGCCUCUGUGGGAACCACGGUGGUGCAGACGGAACAACUAUUGAAGGACCUGGCAAUGCUGGACACACACGCUCAGGAGGAGAUGGCUCGUGCCCAGGUGGUUAUCCUGCAUGGCCAUCAGUUGGCCACCAACCACCAUUACGCCCUGGCGCUCAUCAUCCAACGCUGCAAUGAGUUGCGACAUCGCUGUGACAUCAUCACCACUGCCAUACGCACCAAGCGGGCCUCCCUUACCCGAGCACGAGACCUGCUGCUCCGCCUUGAAGGGGCCCUUCGGUGGUGUGACGAGGGCGCCUAUCUACUGGCGAGUCAGAUGGUGGACAAGUUCCAAACCAGAGAGGGAGCGCAGGAGGCACUGCAGUACCUGAGCUUCCACCAGGAGAGGGCGCCGUCCGCACUGAAAAACAGCCAGGACAUUCUGAGCCUUGAGUUUGAAGCCAUACUCACCCCACAGCUGCAGUCCCAAAUUUCUAUUGUUACAGAGAAGCUGAACUCGAUGCAGUCUAUGAUUAGAAACAGAGAGCAGUGUCUGAAAAAGUUGGCGGAUGUACAAGUCAGACCGAUUCAGCUGGUGGCCCCAAGGCCUGAACCUGACCACACCUUGCAGCGCUGCAAGUCACCCCUCUUCUCCCCCAAACAUGGUGUAGACUUUAACGUCCUAAAUUCCAAGUUCUCCUUUGACCUGCUACCUGGCAAAAGAGCCGCAAGGAGGAACAACAGCCAACGCAAGAUUGAGGUAAUGCAUGAUUUCCAAGGCAACUGCAGCUCUCUGUAUGGAUCCACCACUGAAACAGAUUCAGAGGCAGAAGACAAUCCAGAGCAGGUCACACGCCAUAUAAUGAAGGAACUGAUAGCUACAGAGAGGAUCUAUGUGGACGAGCUGCUCUCUGUGCUUUUGGGCUACAGGGCAGAAAUGGAGGACCCAUCCAUGUCUAAUCUUCUUCCCUCAGCUCUACGCAGCCAGAAGGAUGUUCUGUUUGGCAACAUGCCAGAGAUUUACCAGUUCCACAGCAGGAUCUUCCUCCAGGAUCUGCAGGGUUGCCUGGAGACACCAGAGAGGGUGGGGGCUUGCUUCCUGCAACGGAAGAAGAAGUUCCAGGUGUAUGAGCGUUACUGCCAAAACAAGCCUCGCUCUGAGUUGCUAUGGAGACAGUGCUCUGAUUCGCCCUUCUUUCAGGAGUGCCAGAAUAAGCUGGACCACAAGCUGGGUCUGAACUCUUACCUCCUGAAACCAGUCCAACGCCUCACCAAGUACCAGCUGCUACUCAAGGAGCUGUUGAAGCACUGUACAGAGGAGCGAUACCGAUAUGAACUCCAAGAGGCUCUCAACUCCAUGCUGGAGCUGCUGAAGUCUGUCAACGACUCCAUGCAUCAGAUAGCCAUCACUGGAUAUCAGGGUGACCUCAGUCAGCUGGGCCGAGUGGUGAUGCAGGGAGGCUUCAGCGUAUGGAUCAGCCAUAAGAGGGCAGCGGUGCGCAUGAAGGAGCUGGCCAGGUUCAAACCCAUGCAGAGACAUCUCUUCCUCUAUGACCUCGCCCUGCUCUUCUGCAAACGCAGAGACGAUGACACCCACGACAGGACGCCUUUCUACACUUUCAAAUCCUGUCUCAGAAUGAGUGCAGUGGGAAUCACAGAAAAUGUGAAAGGAGAUGUGAAGAAAUUUGAAAUCUGGUACAGUGGCAGAGAAGUAGUGUACAUAGUUCAGGCUCCCACACUGGAGGUCAAAGUUGCCUGGCUGACAGAGAUUCGAAAAAUUCUCACCAACCAGCAGAAAAUGCGCCAAGAUGAGACUCCUUCUCUUUCAGACAACCCUCUUUCUGACAGUGCAUCAGAGAUGUGUGUGUCGUGGGGCGGAGCAUCGGUGGGAGGCUGCUCAGCGUGUCUCCCUGUUCCUCACAGCUCCUCUGCAACAAACCACUCCCACAGGCUGCGAUGGGAGGAGUCAAUGCACACUAGCCCCGCCCACUCGGAACCUGUGGUUAACUCACCUCAACGCACUUGGCCUGUUCCUGCACACUCCGUGGCGAUCUGUGAGGGCCUGGAGGACUGGGGUGCAGCUACAGACCUCUCCAACCUAUCGGACUCAGACGAGGAGGAUCAGCCCGCCCCCCUGGUGGCGGGCAGGUACAGGGUCAUGGUAGAGAGCAGCAUGGCCAGCACGGAUGACAUCAUCUUUAACUGCGGGGAUGUCAUCCAGCUGCUGCAUGAAGAAUUGUCGGGAAUGUGGAUGGUAAAGAAUAUAAGUCGUGGGGAAGAAGGGCGUGUUCUAUCUGAGGACCUGCAUAGGAUUCUGGGAGAAACAUGCUAAGAGCCAAUCAGAACAGAGGAUAGAUGACACUACUUCAUCAACUUCCUGACCAAAAGGGGGCAUCUGACUCUGCCAAGACGUUCAGCAGAUCAACAGAUUGAAGCACAUCAACUGCAUAUUUAACUACUGUGACACUUUGACCUCAGAAAGCUGUAAACUACAGAAUGGACCUCAGACUGUAGCAAUACAAAGCACAUAUGUGGGAUCUUUUUAUUUAUGUAUCUAUUCCAGCAGUAAAUCAGUAGAUUAUUUAGACUUGGGGUUGUAACUAAAGACGUUGAACUUUUUUUGGGCCUUUAUUCAUAUGUACAGCAUAGACCUUUGUUGAUGUCUUCAAGUUUUAUCAUUUCUAUUUUCUUAUGAAAUAUGACAGAAAUCAUGCAUAUGCCUACUAACAUAUCUUUACUGUCCAUGUGCCAAACAGCGCAGCUAAUUAUUGUGGCUUCUUUUUGUAUAACACUGUAAAAUAGCUUUACCUUGGGGGGUGUUAUUGUUUGCAAUAAAUGUAAACCCUCUUUCUUUCAUACAGCAGCCAGCUACGUCACUAGAGGGUUUGCAUGUGAUGUUACCGUAUGCCAAAAUCGUUACUCCACCUCUUAGUGGCAAAAGCACUCUUUCAGCAUCUGCUUGGUGCGUUCAUAUGACAGAAGAACAAGAAAAAAAACAAGGCAAGAUCAGACUAUUCAGCAAUAUUCAGUCAAGGUUUCGCCAUUCAUAGCAGCCAUAGUGGGUUUGUUUUGCCACUCAGUGGUGUUGGUUAUGGAUGUAUAUGUGAAAAUCUCAUUGUAUACCCUCUAUAGAUAUUUUUCAACAUAUCAUAGCAGGAAAAGUACAGGUGCAAUUAAUAACAUAAGUAAUGUGACCAAUUUUGUCUCGCAUUGCCAGACUCCUCCACAGCCAAAUGUCAAUGCUGGAGUAUAGUCUACUUACACCUCUUAUCAAUUCUGCGAUAGGAUAAAAAAAACUCUCUGGCUUGUUUGUGUUUCUUUAAACCAAUCACAACCGUCCUGGGUGGCACUAAGCCCCGGAUGCAGCAACGGUGCCAUUGCUAAAUAGAUAGCGAUAGGAAAGGGGAGAGACAUAGAGCGCGUCUCUACAUGCCUUAUCCCAGCAUUGUAUAUCCGUUGAGCCAGUUAUUUCACAAUUACUCAGUUGGAAAUUUCAGUGGAGCAGAGCCUUUGUUAAGGUAAUUCGUUCCACCUGUUCUUCUCCUGCUAUGACAAGUAGCGGAUAGUACUGCAGUACUUAUGCAGGAUAAACAACAAAGUGUACUACUACACAAUGUCUACAUUGGCUUUCAAUGGGGCUGGUUGUUGCUUUGAUAAAUAAAUUGUAGAUAUUUCAAAAGUGAAUUAAUUUGCCAAUGUAUUUAAUUUUUGCUGCUGUUGACGGUGAUAAUGUGGUGUUAUAAUAACGGUGUUAUUUUUGUCAACAUUUUUCCUUUGGAAUUUGUUGAUUUUUUUGAUUGGUGAUAAUUCUGCAACUCUUCCAUCAAGUGAAUCUCCUCCUCGGCUGCAGCUGUUAUUACCACGGAGAUGAGACAAGCUUUAUUGUUCGCUGCUCUGCAAGGACAAAUCACUGCACAUGCCUAUUGCUUUAUUUCUGUCUUUACUGCUAUUCUACACCAACAGGGGAACUAUGCUCAGUAGGUAGUAACUGUAAAUAGUGUAGAAUUAUAAUUGCCAGGGGAACUAUUAGAGUUACAUUGUGAAUUACUAAAUUACAUGUUGAUUUUUAAUUUAGGGAGCUGAUCUAAUGAGAAAAACAUUCACAGGAGACCAUUUUAACUUCUGUAAAACUGCCUGGUUUUAAAACUGAUUUUCUUUACACUGUUCAGAGCAACUUUCAAACAAAGUGGUUAUGAAAACACUGACACUUUACCAGCUGAGGGUUAUUUCCUGAAGAGCAGACCGAUACAGUAUAAUUACUUAAAUUGCUGACAGUUUUUCAGUUAACUGUAAAUAUGUGAAUGGUAAAAAUCUAAAUUUUAGAUGUUAAACACAAUGUUGGACAAUAGCUGUGUAAAUGGUGAAACGUUUAUGGACAGUCAGAUGUUGACACUCAGCUAUCAAGUGACAAAAGGUACAUUAGAUUCCUGCAGUAUUUUGCUGAAUCUCCGAGAACUAUAUUAUUCUAAUCCAGCUGGAAACACAGAGUUAAGAUGAACUUUAAUACUGAAUAGAGAUUCAUUUUCACCCACAGUUAGAACCUUAUAAUCACUUGAUAGUGAGUGACAUCUAAAUAAGAUGUGAC
Molecule: messenger RNA, 5449 nt
Organism: Perca flavescens (yellow perch)
Lineage: Eukaryota; Metazoa; Chordata; Actinopteri; Perciformes; Percidae
Gene: mcf2b
Product: MCF.2 cell line derived transforming sequence b
Exons: 26
Coding region: 152-3196 (1014 amino acids)
Biological process (GO): dendrite development
Cellular component (GO): cytoplasm
Molecular function (GO): guanyl-nucleotide exchange factor activity
Source: RefSeq, a predicted model, not a curated record